Messenger RNA from Salvelinus namaycush (lake trout), 1012 nucleotides. Its product is annotated as ATP synthase subunit delta, mitochondrial-like. The coding region runs from base 111 to 593 and encodes 160 amino acids. Gene Ontology annotation, biological process: proton motive force-driven ATP synthesis. The transcript has 5 exons. NCBI's taxonomy places the organism in Eukaryota, Metazoa, Chordata, Actinopteri, Salmoniformes, Salmonidae. The record is from RefSeq and is a predicted model, not a curated record. Gene Ontology annotation, molecular function: proton-transporting ATP synthase activity, rotational mechanism.
GUGGGUCGGUUCAAUCAAUGUCCUUGUCCUAUCAGACGCACACUGUUUGACUGACUUCGCGCAAGGGCUUGGGAAUUCGUUUGUACUUGAAUUAUAUUCAUUCUAACAAAAUGAUGGCAGCCAGGUUUCUCCGUCGCUCUCUCCCUGUAUUGAGGCAAACAAGAUGCUACGCCGACGCGCCUUCAGGUUCUGCCCAGAUGUCCUUCACAUUUGCCUCGCCAACUCAGGUGUACUUCAAGGAGGCCAGUGUGAAACAGGUUGACGUACCCACGCUGACUGGCGCUUUCGGUAUCCUCCCUGCCCACGUCCCCACGCUGCAGGUUCUCCGGCCCGGAGUGGUCACCGUGUUCAACGAUGAUGGCUCCGCAACAAAGUUCUUUGUGAGCAGUGGGUCAAUCACAGUGAAUGCAGACUCCUCGGUGCAGCUGCUGGCUGAAGAGGCUUUCCCCCUGGACCAGCUGGAUGUGGCUGCUGCCAAGGUCAACUUGGAGAAGGCCCAGUCUGAAAUGGCGUCUGCGUCUGACGAGGCUGCCAGGGCCGAGGUUCAGAUCAACAUAGACGCCAACGAGGCAAUCGUCAAAGCCCUGGAGUAGGCCGUGCGACUGGUCUCUGUGGUGUCGUGUUGGUAUAAAGGAAAUGAAAAUUCUCCAACUGUUUCCUGGACCAGUCAAGUCAGUAACUGCAAGAUCUCAUGCUUGCUUUGUACAGUGGAAUGAAAUGACCAAUAAAUGUAUUUGGAUUUACCUGCCAAUAAUUCUGUAUUUUUGUACCUUUUUAUGUAGGAUUCAAUGACUGGUAUUGUGUGCUACAUCUUGUAAGGGAAAAGAGACCAAACAUAGUACAAUGUGUACAAUGUAUUUUUCCUGUAUUUUGUGGUUAUACUUAAUGCAGUUCUCCUUUCCGCCACUUGGUGACAGUGUUUUCGUAGACCAGUCACAGCAAGUAGCAAAUGGAGCGAAGUCUGUUCCAUUGUGGUGAGACAAACCCAUUAAACCAAGGGUAGCUGUUAUAA